This is a messenger RNA of Purpureocillium lilacinum, 3819 nucleotides long. RefSeq lists its product as uncharacterized. Gene Ontology annotation, molecular function: sterol binding. The record is from RefSeq and is a predicted model, not a curated record. Gene Ontology annotation, cellular component: membrane. NCBI's taxonomy places the organism in Eukaryota, Fungi, Ascomycota, Sordariomycetes, Hypocreales, Ophiocordycipitaceae. Gene Ontology annotation, biological process: sterol transport.
AUGCGUCGUCGAGUCGCGGCUCUGCUCGGGGCGGCGUCUCUGCUCGCUCCCCAACUCGUCGCCGCCGACCCGUACACUCCCAAGCACGAGCCGGGGAGAUGCGCAUUCAGGGGCCAGUGCGGAAAGCAGAGCUUCUUCGGCAAAGAGCUACCGUGCGUCGACAAUGGCGCCGCUACGGAUCCAGAUGCGGAGCUCCGGAAGGAGCUCGUCGACCUCUGCGGUAGCGAAUGGAGCGAAGGCCCGGUCUGCUGUACCAUCGAGCAGGUCAAGGCGCUCAAGUCUGAGAUGGGGACGCCAAAUACCCUCAUCGGCUCGUGUCCAGCAUGCAAGCACAACUUCUUCAACCUCUUUUGCAAGUUCACUUGCUCGCCCGACCAAUCCAUCUUCAUAAACAUCACCGACGCCGCCUCCAAGAAUGGGAAGCAGCUCGUGACGGAGCUCGACCAGCUCAUUUCAAAGGAAUACGGCACCGGCCUCUACAACAGCUGCAAGGAAGUCAAGUUUGGCGGCGCCAACAGCCGAGCCAUGGACUUGAUUGGAGGCGGCGCGAAAAACUACCAUGAGAUGCUCAAGUUCCUGGGCGACAAGAAGCCUCUCGUUGGAUCGCCCUUCCAAAUCAACUUUCCCAACUCGACGAGCGACUCGAACAUGGGCCCCUUGGAUAUGAAACCGAAGCAGUGUAAUGAUGAGGACCCCGACUAUCGCUGCGUCUGCGUCGACUGCCCCGAAGUCUGCCCCAAGCUGCCAGCUGUGAAGCGCUCCGGCUCCUGCCGCGUGGGCGUGCUCCCGUGCCUCUCCUUUGCCUCUAUUUUCACCUAUGGCAUGUUGCUGCUUGCCGUUGCGGUGUUUGUGUUUGGGCACGUCGCAUGGAAGAAAUACGCGCAACAUCGUGUCGAGCGCACGAGGCUCCUCCACGAAUCAUCUCUGAGCGACGAUGAGGAUGAGGGUGGCCCAGUUCUGACUGAGGCGAUGCGCGACCGCCCUACCAGACGGUACUGGCUCAACGACCGAUGCGACAAGCUCUUCUAUCAGCUUGGCCACGCCGCCGCCCGCUUCCCUGGCCUCACCAUUCUGACAAGCUUCGUGGUGGUGGCCAUUCUCAGCGCUGGAUGGUUCAGGUUUGACCUGGAAAAGGAGCCUGCCCGUCUUUGGGUCAGCCCGACCUCUGCCGCUGCCCAGGAGAAGCACUACUUUGAUUCCAACUUUGGUCCGUUUUACCGUGCUGAAAAGAUUUUCCUCGUCAACGAUACUACGGCCGCCGGACCCAGCCCUGUUUUGAGCUAUGACACGCUGAAGUGGUGGGCGGACGUCGAGAAGAGCAUUGAAAAGAUCCAGAGCCCGACCUUCGGCGACUUUCUCCACGACCUUUGCUUCAAGCCGGUCAACGACGCUUGUGUAGUACAGUCGGUCACAGGCUAUUGGUGGGCCAAGGGAAGCAUCGGAAAGAACACAUGGAAGCAGGAUCUUCGGAGCUGCGCCAAGUCCCCGGUCGACUGCAGGCCGGAGUUUGGACAGCCAAUAGAGCCGGACAUGGUUCUUGGAAGUUAUGGAGACGACGUUGCUGAUGCCCCAGCGAUCACCACCACCUGGGUCGUCAGGAAUGCCGAGGAAGGAACCGCGGCUUUGGCACGAGCCAUCGACUGGGAGAAUGCUCUUCGCGAUCGACUCCUCGAGGUUCAAGAAGAAGCCAAGGGCCGAGGCCUUCGGCUGUCGUUCAACACCGAGAUCAGCCUCGAGCAAGAACUCAACAAGUCGACAAACACGGAUGCCAAGAUCAUCGUGGUGAGCUACAUUGUCAUGUUCAUCUACGCUUGCAUGGCUCUAGGGACUCCUUUCAAGCACAUUUUCAGGAACCCGGCGUUGCUUCUUGUCGAGUCCAAGGUCACUCUGGGUCUCGUCGGCAUCAUCAUUGUUUUGAUGUCCAUCACUGCGUCCAUUGGCUUCUUCUCCUGGGUAGGGCUCAAAGCCACUCUCAUCAUCGUCGAGGUCAUUCCUUUCAUUGUCCUGGCCGUCGGCGUCGACAAUAUCUUCCUCAUCGUCCAUGAGCUGGAGCGGGUCAACGUUAGCUGCCCUGACCAGAUGGUCGAAGAGCGUGUGGCUCGUGCCGUCGGUCGCAUGGGCCCGUCGAUCCUAUUCUCCGCCCUGACCGAGACCGUUGCCUUUGCCCUCGGUUCGGCCGUUGGCAUGCCGGCUGUUCGAAACUUCGCCGCGUAUGCCGCAGGUGCAGUUCUCGUCAACGCUGUUCUGCAGAUGACGAUGUUUGUGUCGUUUCUGGCACUCAACCAGAUGCGCGUGGAGGAUCAUCGCUGCGAGCUUUGGCCCUUCUGGCAGGUCACCAAGGCACGGGUGCAUCUCAACGGCGGAAACGGAUUCAUCCCCGGCGGCCGGGGCUCUGAUUCCGACGAGGAGAGCUUGUUGCAAGUUUUCAUCAAAAACACGUACGCCCCAAGUCUCUUCGGAAAGAAGGUCAAGCUGGGGGUUGUCACCAUCUUUUUGGGUGUGUUUGCCGCUGCGUUGGCACUUCUGCCGAAGAUUCAGCUUGGCCUGGACCAGCGCGUGGCCAUUCCUGACGGAUCGUACCUGAUUCCGUAUUUCAACGACCUGUACGACUACAUGGAGGUCGGGCCUCCUGUUUACUUUGUGACGAGAGGCGUGGACGCAUCGCAGCGGACAGAGCAGCAGGAGCUCUGCUCGCGCUUCACGACGUGCCAGUCUCUUUCGUUGACGAAUACGCUUGAGCUCGAAAGACAGCGACCCGACAUCUCGUUCAUCUCAUCACCUACGGCAAGCUGGAUUGACGACUUCUUCCUGUGGCUCAACCCAAUCUAUGAACGCUGCUGCAUCGAGAAUGGCAAGACUUGUUUUGCGGGCCGUGAGCCGGCAUGGAACACCACGCUCUCGGGCAUGCCAGAGAACCAAGAGUUCAUUCACUACCUCGAGAAGUUCCUGACUGCCCCUGCGGACGACGAAUGCCCACUGGGCGGCCAGGCUGCGUACGGAGACGCGGUCGUGAUCAACGAUGCGGAUAAUAGCGUCAAGGCCACCAAUUUCCGUUCUGCGCACACGCCUCUCCGGAGCCAAGACGACUUCAUCAACGCCUACUCAUCAGCUCGCCGUAUCGCAGCAGACAUUAAGGAGCGGACCGGGGCCGAUGUCUUCCCAUACAGCGUCUUCUACAUCUUCUUUGACCAGUACCUCAGCAUUAUCCCGCUGACCGCAGGACUCCUCUGCGCCGCGGUUGGCAUCAUCUUCGUCGUGGCUUCUCUGCUGCUAGGAUCCGUGUUGACCUCGGCUGUCGUUGCCAUUACGGUCAUUAUGAGUGUCAUCGACAUCAUGGGGGCCAUGGCGGUGUUCAACGUCUCCCUGAACGCCGUGUCGCUGGUCAACCUCAUUAUCUGUGUCGGCAUAUCAGUCGAGUUUUGUGCGCAUAUUGCGCGUGCCUUCAUGUUUCCGUCUCGGACAGUCAUGGAGAGCAACAACAACGCGCUCCGCGGCCGUGACGCCCGGGCUUGGACCGCCCUGGUCAAUGUGGGCGGAUCCGUCUUCUCCGGCAUCACCAUCACCAAGCUGCUGGGCGUUUGUGUCCUUGCCUUUACGCGCUCCAAGAUCUUUGAGAUCUACUACUUCCGCGUGUGGCUGGCGCUGGUCGUCUUUGCGGCGCUGCACGCGCUCGUAUUUUUGCCUGUGGCGCUGAGCAUCGCGGGCGGGAGCGGUUACGUCGACCCGGAGAGCGAAGGGACGGCGGCGCAGGACCUGACUGAUCGCAGAUGGCGGGCCAUCCGGAUCCACGACCAUAGCGACUCUGAGGACGAGUAUUAG